This is a messenger RNA of Triticum turgidum subsp. durum (durum wheat), 1137 nucleotides long. The record is from the annotation of a GenBank genome assembly. Lineage: Eukaryota; Viridiplantae; Streptophyta; Magnoliopsida; Poales; Poaceae.
AUGGCGCCGGGGUUCACCAAAUUUGAUGUGGAGAAAUUCGAUGGCACGGAUAACUUCGGUCUAUGGCAGACAAGAGUCAAGGAUAUUCUGACGCAGCAGGGAAUCUUGAAGGGUUUGCAGGAGACGAAGCCGACCAAGGUUGACAACAAUGCGUGGGAGGAUAUGCAAGUGCAGGCGGCCGCUACCAUACGGCUUUGUCUUGCGGAUCAGAUGAACGACCUCUUCUCGUCGAGCUCGUUCAAGAAGUAUGCCGACCUGAAGGACCAGGUGGCGCUGGACGAGAUGGAGGCCGGCAGCGGCAGCGAGAGCGCCAACCUCGACAAGUUCUUCGAGGACGUGGAGGGCGUCAAGGAGGACAUCAGCGGCCUCGAGUCCAUGCACCGCCGGCUGCAGUCGGUGAACGAGGAGAGCAAGACCGCACACGACGCCCGCGCCGUCAAGUCGCUCCGCGCCCGCAUGGACGGCGACGUCGUGCAGGUCCUCCGCCGCGCUAAGGUCGUCAAGGCUAAGCUCGAGGCCCUCGACCGCGCCAACGCCGCCAGCCGUAAGCUCCCCGGCUGCGGCGCCGGCUCCUCCACCGACCGCACCCGCUCCUCCGUCGUCUCCGGCCUCGGCAACAAGCUCAAGGACCUCAUGGACGACUUCCAGGGCCUUCGGACGCGGAUGGCGGCGGAGUACAAGGAGACGGUGGCGCGGCGGUACUACACGGUGACGGGUGAGACGGCGGAGGAGAGCACGAUCGAGGCGCUCAUCGCGUCGGGGGAGAGCGAGACGUUCCUGCAGAAGGCGAUCCAGCGGGACCAAGGGCGCGGGCAGGUGAUGGCCACGGUGUCGGAGAUCCAGGAGCGGCACGACGCCGUGAAGGACAUCGAGCGCAGCCUGCUGGAGCUGCACCAGGUGUUCCUGGACAUGGCGGCGCUGGUGGAGGCGCAGGCCCACCAGCUCAACAACAUCGAGACCCACGUCGCGCGCGCCAGCUCCUUCGUGAUCAGGGGCACCGUGGAGCUCGAGUCCGCGCGCGUCUACCAGAAGAGCAGCCGCAAGUGGGCCUGCAUAGCCGUCGUCGCCGGCGCCGUGCUCGUCCUCGUCAUCGUGCUGCCGAUACUCGUCAACCUCAAGCUCUUGAGCGGCAGAUAG